AUGAAUGCUUCCAUCACGACGCCCGUGAUGGAGGACGCCGCGGUGCUCCCCACUGAGGCGCAGCACUUUCUCCAGGUGAUUGCCGACAUGCAGCGUGAGGCGGAACAGCGUCGCCGUCUCCUAGACGAACUGCGGCAAACCGAGGCCAAGGCGAGGAGUGAGCAGGAGAAGGUCUACGCAGCGCGUGACGCAUCAGUGGCGCGCCUAGCACACACAAAUGCGGAAUCGCUGCAGCUGCAGGUGCAGUUGCAAGACCUCUGCAACCAACAGAAAGAGGCGGAGGCGACUGUUUUGGAAUUGCGACGACAGAAGAUGCAGUGGGAGGCGUUCCUCGCACAGCAGCAACAAGAAGAUCAGGAGAUGUCCUCCUCUCUAUUUUCUAAAGAUGCAGCGAGCGGGGACACUAACAACAGAACUGUAGGAGACGUACUUCGCGUAAAACGUGCCCUGCGCAUUUGGGGCCAGCUGCCGCACCGUGCCACAUACCUGCAGGAGCUUCGAACCGCCGUGGCGGAACUCUUUGCGGAUCCACAUGGCAACACGCACCCCAGUGGUGCGAGCCUUCCCGACUGGGCGACGGUUUGUUCCCGUCUGCAGUCACUGAGCCAGGAGGAAAAGGCUGUCCUGUUGCUUCUGCCCUUUCCAACAUGA
Messenger RNA from Trypanosoma grayi, 651 nucleotides. RefSeq lists its product as hypothetical. The record is from RefSeq and is a predicted model, not a curated record. The coding region runs from base 1 to 651 and encodes 216 amino acids. NCBI's taxonomy places the organism in Eukaryota, Euglenozoa, Kinetoplastea, Trypanosomatida, Trypanosomatidae. The transcript has a single exon.